Ictalurus furcatus (blue catfish) is the source of this 3053-nucleotide messenger RNA. RefSeq names its product Sad1 and UNC84 domain containing 2 (gene sun2). The record is from RefSeq and is a predicted model, not a curated record. Gene Ontology annotation, biological process: nuclear envelope organization. Gene Ontology annotation, cellular component: nuclear envelope; meiotic nuclear membrane microtubule tethering complex. The transcript has 18 exons. Gene Ontology annotation, molecular function: protein-membrane adaptor activity. Lineage: Eukaryota; Metazoa; Chordata; Actinopteri; Siluriformes; Ictaluridae. The coding region runs from base 287 to 2206 and encodes 639 amino acids.
CCGGACCUCCAUUAUGAAGUAGUGUUCGGUGGGGGUGUAGUUUGUCAAUCUGACCACCAGGUGGUGACAUUUCACAGCUAAUCUAUGACCCGGUCGCGCAUUUUGAAAAUAACUCCGAGGCGGAGCUUUUAAUUGUCAACAGCCUGCUUCCUGCUAUAACUGUCACUGUUUCCUCCUGGCCUCCUUACUCUCUUCCUCCGUUAUUUUUAUUUCAAGGUCCAGAGCAGCAUUGUGCGUGUUUGGGGUGUGUUAUCUUCGGUAGUGUGUGCUUUAAUCUGCCAGCUCGAUGCCUUCGUUAUCAGAAAGCCAACAGGGUGAGUCAAGGCGUAGUGCGCGGUUGGUGUCGAACAGACCCUACCCACUCGACGAUGACACGGCGAGCACCAGCUCUACCGGAUCUGUAGGACAAAUCUCUUAUAGAGAGAGUCCCGUGAGGGUCUUCAAGAGGAAAAUGGGAACCCGCAAAGGGGGUGGAGCUUCUCUCAGCCCCAGCAACGGCAGCAAUGUGAGCAAAUCCCAGAAUCCGAGCACGAGCGAGUUCCUCACAGCGAGGAAGAGUUCUGCUUUCCGGGCCCCGAGCAGCACCGUGUCCCCUUUGACCGCUUCAGCCUCGAGCACUUCGACUCAGAUGGAUCCAUCAGGUUUCUCCUCGGGAUAUUCCUCCUCAGAGGAAGGAUACGGCCGGAGCAGCAACAUGCACAACACGACCACUGGCCCUGCUCACACUCCAUUAGAAGGAUCAACAGGACGCGGAGACGCACUGACUGCCCCAGCCCAUGCCUUUGCAGUGGUGUAUUUCUGGCUAGGUGUGGCAUGGUACAGUAUAACAUCUGGGAUGUCUCUGCUUGAUGUUUCUCUGCUCAGCAGGUGCACUGCCGGUGUGAGGAAGACCCUUCUCCUCCUCCUCCUCCUCGUCCUGCUGCUUUUCGGUGUGUGGUACUGUUAUCCCUGGGUUACUGCCCUGUUUCCCCGUUCAGCUCGAGCGCCUCCGGUUCAGCCCCGCCCCAAAGCACACACGCAGGUUCAGCCUCGUGUGGAUGAGCGUGAUGCCUAUGCGAGUUUUGCAGCUCUAAAAGACGAACUCUACGCCGAUCUCCGUGACCGAGAGACCAAAUGGCUUGAGGAGAGAGACAGAGAUUUAGAUGAUGUGCUGAAAGAGAUCAAGUUACUGAAACAAGAUGGAGAAAAGCAGAAGCACACAUACGAGAUGUUGCAAAUGGAUGUGCAAGACCUGAAAAUUCGAACGAGGAAUGUUGACUCUGAGCAUCGCAGCCUGAUUAAAGAGGAAAAUGCUGGAAUGCAGAAUCAGAUUUCCGAUCUGAGACUGGACGUGUCCAGACUUCACUCAGCCUCUGAACGCUUGAGUCGCAGAAUGGACGCCCAGGAAUCUCAGAACAGGAAGUUAAAGACGGAGCUCUCUGAUUGGCUUCUGCAGCAUCUGUCUGAUUCAGGUAACUCCGAGCGCGAUGCAGUGACGCGUCCUGAGCUGCAGAGGGCGCUGGAGGACCUGGAAAAGAAAAUACUGGACAGAUUGGGACAGGAGAGAGAGGAUAAGGAGAGGGUAGAUGUGUGGAGGACGGUGGGAGAGACGCUGCAGGAGGAAGGAGUGGGAGCAGUCAGCGUAACGGAUGUCGAACGCAUCGUGCACAGGGCGCUGAGCCUCCACAGGGCUGAUGGGAUUGGAAUGGCCGACUACGCGCUGGAGUCUUCAGGUGCCAGUGUGGUAAACACUCGCUGCUCAGAGACGUAUCACACCAGAUCAGCAUGUAUCAGCCUGUUUGGAUUUCCUCUGUGGUAUCCUUCUGAAAGUCCUCGCACUGUUAUACAGCCUGAGCUCUACCCCGGUAAGUGCUGGCCGUUCCGUGGUUCCGAAGGCUUCCUGGUCAUCGCUCUGUCUCACCCUGUACAAAUCACUCGCGUCACCCUGGAGCACCUGCCCCGAGUUCUCUCCCCCACUGGACACAUCGACAGCGCCCCGAAAGACUUUGCCGUUUACGGAAUGAUCAACGAGGAGGACAAGGACGGGAAACUUCUCGGGACUUUCGUUUACGACCAGGACGGAGAACCUGUCCAGACCUUCGAAGUGCAGCACUCUCGGACUGAGGUGUUUGGGCUGGUGGAGUUGAGGAUCCUCAGUAAUUGGGGUCACCCCGAGUACACCUGUGUGUAUCGCUUCAGGGUCCACGGCCAGCCCGCGUCCGCCUAAAGAGAGAAACGUAAAGAAGGACAGCGUUUUACCUAUCUAUGCAACAAAAUUUUAGCAAUGACCUGAAAGUCACAAACGCUCCUAAACUAACGCUAAACCUUCAAAACAUUAGUGUGAUGGAGAAAUAUCAAGCUGUUCAUGACCUCAAGAUCUUCAUGUUCCUCCAUCACACGCCGCACACACUGAACAAACAACCACAGGGUUACAGUAUGUGUUUAGUAAUGGAUCGUAUGGUAAUAUAUAUAAAAAUAUCUAAAUAUAUUCGUAAAAAAUGAGUUAAAAAAAAAAAAAAAGAUAUGCAAACAGGGAAGAAAAAAAAAGUAUUCCACCAUUUGCACUAUUUGCUGACUAACUCCUAAGGAAUGUACUUCUUAUUUAUUGAUUUAUUUUUUUCUACUGGUAUGGCCUUUCGAAGGAAAGUAGACCAACGUGUACCAAUGAAUAAAUUCUAAACGACUGAUUAGCACCAAGUCAUUAGCACAAUGCUAAUCGGAGGCGUUCGUUAUCAACAGUAUUAGCAUUUUUUUUAAUUCUCUUGCUAGAGAGAGGGUAAAUCCGGCUAGCUGUUGAAGUUUUAUAGUUAAAGUUUGUAUAUAUUUGUCUAAAAUGUGUUCUACAUGUGUGUAUAAGUACCAAUCUUAGAACAUUUUAUCAAUUGAAUUCCAAAAACGUACAGAACAUGUAUGUCCAAAAUUAAUACAAUGUUAUGUUUUGAGAAUUUAUUGUUUAAAACCCAUAAUUAGCUGUACAGGUAAGGAAUAAAACACUCUGUGCUGUUAUUGGAAAAUAAUCAGCUACGGUGUUUUAUUCCUCGUCAACUAUACAAAUUUUUUAAAAAUUUAUUUAA